This is a messenger RNA of Aedes albopictus (Asian tiger mosquito), 807 nucleotides long. RefSeq lists its product as uncharacterized. Bases 1 to 807 code for a protein of 268 amino acids. The record is from RefSeq and is a predicted model, not a curated record. The transcript has a single exon. Gene Ontology annotation, molecular function: nucleic acid binding. Gene Ontology annotation, biological process: DNA integration. NCBI's taxonomy places the organism in Eukaryota, Metazoa, Arthropoda, Insecta, Diptera, Culicidae.
AUGAAAUCAAUCGCUCGAAGUUUCAUCUACUGGCCCGGUAUCGAUAAGGACAUUGAGGACUUCGUCAAGCGGUGCACACCCUGUUCUACUGCUGGAAAAUGCCCAACGAAGACAACGCUGGAAUCAUGGCCUGUUCCUGCCAAACCAUGGUCGCGUAUCCAUAUAGACUACGCAGGUCCUGUAGAUGGUCUAUACUUCCUGGUGAUAGUCGAUCCGUAUACAAAAUGGCCAGAUGUCUACACAACGCGAUCAACAACAUCCAAAACGACGAUCAAGCUACUAAACCAGACGUUUUCAAUAUUCGGCGUUCCGGAAACCAUCGUUUUGGAUAACGGGACACAGUUUACCAGUUAUGAAUUUCAAAAGUUCUGUGAAAACUACGGCAUCAAUCACAUUCGGACAGCACCAUACCACCGUCAAUCUAAUGGCUUGGCGGAGCGGUUUGUGGAUACUCUCAAGCGAAGUCUCCGGAAAAUUCGUUCGGGAGGAGAAACCAUUGAAGAAGCUCUACGAGUAUUUCUGCAAGUUUAUCGCAGUACACCCACAAGUGACCUGAAUGGAAAAUCCCCUGCUGAAAUGAUGUUCCAAAGGCCAAUACGAACAGUCAAUUCGUUGUUGAAACCUCCGGUUCAAGUUCCAGCGGAUUCCAGUGGAAAACCUGAAAAGCAAAAUGCGGCUUUCAACAAGAAGCAUGGAGCGGUUAAACGGCAGUUUGAACCAGGUGAAACGGUUUUCGCACAAGUUCAUCAAAACAAUUCAUGCAACGUCUCAUCUACAUGCAAAUCAAUUGAAGACACGUCUACCUGA